This is a messenger RNA of Xenopus laevis (African clawed frog), 2049 nucleotides long. It is a transcript of the gene kctd5.L, whose product is annotated as potassium channel tetramerization domain containing 5 L homeolog. The record is from RefSeq and is a predicted model, not a curated record. The transcript is spliced from 7 exons. The coding region runs from base 53 to 718 and encodes 221 amino acids. Gene Ontology annotation, molecular function: cullin family protein binding. Lineage: Eukaryota; Metazoa; Chordata; Amphibia; Anura; Pipidae. Gene Ontology annotation, cellular component: cytoplasm; Cul3-RING ubiquitin ligase complex. Gene Ontology annotation, biological process: proteasome-mediated ubiquitin-dependent protein catabolic process; protein homooligomerization.
UUUUUAAAAAGCGCACACUUCCGGCGCUGUCAGUGGCAGGAUAGUGACGGCCAUGGAAGGGAAUAGCUGCGAGCUGAAUGGGACUGGGAUCUCGGUUUGUAGAAGGUACGCCGCUCCCGGUGUGUCCAAGUGGGUCCGGCUGAACGUAGGAGGGACGUGCUUCUUGACGACGCGGCAAACCCUGUGUAGAGACGCGAAAUCCUUCCUGUAUCGGCUGUGCCAGGCGGACCCCGACCUGGACUCGGAUAAGGAUGAAACUGGAGCAUAUCUGAUAGACCGAGACCCUACAUACUUCGGUCCAGUAUUGAACUAUCUGAGACACGGAAAACUUGUGAUAAACAGAGACCUAGCAGAAGAAGGUGUUCUGGAAGAAGCCGAAUUCUAUAACAUCACAUCGCUAAUAAAAUUAGUUAAGGACAGAAUACGGGAAAGAGACAGCAAAACAUCACAGGUGCCAGUUAAACACGUUUAUAGAGUGCUUCAGUGUCAAGAGGAAGAACUGACACAAAUGGUUUCAACAAUGUCUGACGGAUGGAAAUUUGAACAGUUGGUCAGUAUUGGUUCCUCCUACAACUACGGAAAUGAAGAUCAGGCAGAAUUUUUGUGUGUUGUGUCAAAAGAGCUACAAAAUACCCAAUAUGGCACAACAAGCGAGCCAAGCGAAAAAGCAAAGAGUGAGGACGAAGAGACGGAUUACGAUAUGAAUGACUCUGAUUAAAUUGUAUUUUACUGAUUCUGCAAGAAAGAGGGUCGAGAAUGUGAAGCAUCUGAAUUUUUUUUUUUAAAACCUUAUUUCAGGCAAAAACAUCGACAAGACGUAAAGAAUUUCCACACGGAAGAGCCAAGCGAGGGGGAGAUCUGCUUUAGCUAACAUAGUAUAGUGGCCGUUUUGGGAACAUGUUCUUGAACGGAUGCUUAAAACCUUAAUAACAGGAAUGGGUUUAAUAUUAGAAAAAAAAAUAGGUUGUACGGGUGCAAAUCUUUGCAUUCUAAUGCUUCUGGUGACUUGUAACAGUAAAGAUUUCUUCGUGUGGGUUUUUUUUUUUUUUUUUUUCUUUUGCAAAGUUGUAUAAACCUUGGGCAGACCCACAUGAACUGUCUUUGCGAUAUAUCAAAAGUGUAUAAAUAGAUGGCAAACUGACAGGCUUUACAGUUGUUGUACGGCCCAUAACACCCAUAUUAGAGACACUAACCAGGCCACUCUGUGGUCCAGCUACUGGCAUAAUGAGGUUUUUAUUUUUUUGCUUAUUAAAGCAUUACGGACUAUAAGGCAGAUGGAAGUAACUAAGCCAUGUCAAUGUUUGCAUAUUCUAACAAGGCCUCUCAUUUUAUUAAGUUAAGAGAAAACAUGCCCAACAUAUUCUGCACUUGUCUAUUGCUGCAAAAAAAAAAUGUUUUUAUAUAGCGAGAACCGCCUUUCUCGAAUGCAAAUAUGCUGCAGUUGAACGCAAGUGGCAUUUUUCUCUGUUUUGUUUUUUUAAUAUUUCUUCCAUAAACUGACUCUCUUUUUCUGUGUGAGUGAGAGAUGUAACUUUUCUGCCAGUAGAGUAAUGAUGACUUUUGGUCGUGGGAGGUGGGAUAGAAAGUAAUAAUUAUCAGAAGUCUUUGUUUCCCACCCCCCAUACAUAUUAACUUUUAUAUUUGCUCAAGUAUUUACUGAGGCAGCUGUGAGUACAGCAUACACUCCCAACUAAUGUUUUGUAUGAAUUUCAAACAAUGCAGUGACUAGGGAUGGGCGAAUUUGACCAGUUUCGACAAAAAUUCACCGCCGGCUUAAUGUCGCUGACGCCCAUUAAAGUCUAUGAGCGUUUUCUUUUGACGCACAACGCCAUACAAGUCUAUGGCCAUCAUUUCCGCAGCGAAACAAGGCAAAGAAAUUCGCCCAUCCCUAGCAGUGACCUUUAUACCUGCAGAACAAAUGCUGCCCCCCACGUGUUGUGGGAAUUUUCCUGUUUGUUGUGAGACAUCAUUUGGGGAAUAUGUACCCCAGUAAAACAAAUUAUUUUAACUGUACAGUAAUUUUAUAUUAAAGGAACAGUUUUGUGCAUA